CCGAUCUCUGCAAUUCGAUCGCUUGCAUCUGCAAAGUUGCAACUCAUCUCGUCUCCUCCUCUCCUCCCCUCCUCCCCUGUAGCCUAGCUAAUUAACUUCAAAUUAGCAGCAGUAUGAUGGGACGGCGCGGCAGCAGCUGGUGCCGGUGGUGGGUGGCGCUGCUGGUCCUCGCCGUGGCGGCCGAUGCCGUGGGCUGCACCAGCGUCAGCUACGACGACCGCAGCCUCGUCAUCGACGGCCAGCGCCGGAUCAUCCUCUCUGGUUCCAUCCAUUAUCCCCGGAGCACUCCCGAGAUGUGGCCGGAUCUGAUCAAGAAGGCGAAGGAAGGUGGUCUCGAUGCCAUCGAGACUUACAUCUUUUGGAACGGCCAUGAGCCGCACCGCCGCCAGUACAAUUUUGAGGGUAACUACGAUGUCGUCAGGUUCUUCAAGGAGAUCCAGAAUGCCGGCAUGUACGCCAUUCUUCGCAUUGGCCCGUACAUCUGUGGCGAAUGGAACUAUGGAGGACUUCCAGCUUGGCUACGCGACAUCCCUGGAAUGCAGUUUAGGCUGCAUAAUGAGCCUUUUGAGAAUGAGAUGGAGACAUUCACCACUCUUAUAGUUAACAAGAUGAAGGAUUCAAAAAUGUUUGCUGAACAAGGAGGACCGAUCAUCCUUGCUCAGAUUGAGAAUGAGUAUGGAAACAUCAUGGGGAAAUUAAACAACAACCAGUCUGCAUCUGAAUACAUCCACUGGUGUGCUGACAUGGCGAACAAGCAGAACGUCGGUGUCCCAUGGAUCAUGUGUCAACAAGACGACGAUGUGCCGCACAAUGUGGUCAAUACCUGUAAUGGAUUCUAUUGCCAUGACUGGUUUCCAAAUAGGACAGGCAUCCCUAAGAUUUGGACAGAGAACUGGACUGGCUGGUUCAAAGCUUGGGACAAGCCGGAUUUCCAUAGGUCAGCUGAAGACAUUGCUUUUGCGGUUGCGAUGUUCUUCCAAAAGCGUGGAUCUCUGCAAAAUUACUAUAUGUACCAUGGUGGAACCAACUUUGGUCGUACCUCCGGAGGUCCGUACAUCACAACAAGCUAUGAUUAUGACGCGCCUUUGGAUGAGUAUGGUAAUCUCAGGCAACCCAAAUAUGGUCACUUGAAGGAACUCCACUCCGUGCUCAAGUCCAUGGAGAAAACUCUUGUCCAUGGAGAGUAUUUUGACACCAACUAUGGCGAUAACAUCACAGUUACCAAGUACACUCUGGACUCCUCAUCUGCUUGCUUCAUCAACAACAGAUUUGAUGAUAAAGAUGUCAAUGUGACCCUCGAUGGAGCCACUCACCUCCUGCCUGCAUGGUCAGUCAGCAUCUUGCCUGACUGCAAGACUGUUGCCUUCAAUAGCGCCAAGAUUAAGACCCAGACGUCUGUCAUGGUGAAGAAACCCAACACGGCGGAGCAGGAGCAGGAGAGCCUAAAAUGGUCUUGGAUGCCUGAAAACUUGAGUCCUUUCAUGACCGAUGAGAAGGGCAACUUUAGGAAGAAUGAGCUCUUGGAGCAGAUCGUCACGUCAACCGAUCAAAGUGAUUACCUGUGGUACAGAACAAGUCUUAAUCACAAAGGAGAAGGGAGCUACAAAUUGUACGUGAACACGACUGGCCAUGAACUUUAUGCCUUUGUGAACGGGAAGCUUAUUGGGAAAAACCAUUCUGCCGAUGGAGAUUUUGUCUUCCAACUAGAGUCGCCGGUGAAGCUCCAUGAUGGCAAGAACUACAUCUCUCUUCUGAGUGCAACCGUUGGCCUCAAGAACUAUGGCCCUUCGUUCGAAAAGAUGCCCACGGGCAUUGUUGGAGGCCCUGUUAAGCUGAUAGACAGCAAUGGCACCGCAAUUGAUCUCUCCAACAGCUCCUGGUCUUAUAAGGCUGGCUUGGCUAGUGAGUACAGGCAGAUCCAUCUUGACAAGCCAGGCUACAAAUGGAAUGGCAACAAUGGCACCAUCCCCAUCAACAGGCCUUUUACUUGGUACAAGGCUACAUUUGAAGCUCCGUCCGGCGAGGACGCGGUGGUGGUGGACCUGCUGGGCUUGAACAAGGGCGUGGCGUGGGUGAACGGCAACAACCUCGGCCGCUACUGGCCGUCGUACACGGCGGCGGAGAUGGCCGGCUGCCACCGCUGCGACUACCGCGGCGCGUUCCAGGCGGAGGGCGACGGCACCAGGUGCCUCACGGGCUGCGGCGAGCCGUCGCAGCGCUACUACCACGUGCCGCGCUCCUUCCUCGCCGCCGGCGAGCCCAACACGCUGCUCCUCUUCGAGGAGGCCGGCGGCGACCCCUCGGGCGUCGCCCUCCGCACCGUGGUGCCCGGUGCCGUGUGCACCUCCGGCGAGGCCGGUGACGCCGUCACGCUGUCGUGCGGCGGCGGCCACGCCGUGUCGAGCGUCGACGUGGCCAGCUUCGGCGUGGGGCGCGGGCGGUGCGGCGGCUACGAGGGCGGGUGCGAGUCCAAGGCGGCGUACGAGGCGUUCACGGCGGCGUGCGUCGGGAAGGAGUCGUGCACGGUGGAGAUCACCGGCGCGUUCGCCGGCGCCGGGUGCCUGUCCGGCGUGCUCACCGUCCAGGCCACUUGCUGAUUGAUCUACAUGCAUAUAUAUGGAGUGGCCAUGUCUUUGAUUAAUUAGGUCUUUAAUUAGUCGCUUAAUUAGGAUGGUUUGUUUAUUGAGUUAAGCUGGUAGUCGCCCCUGGUGCAUGUGUUAAUUCGGGGGUAAAAAGUGAGUUUAUUAAUUAGGGUUCUCUGAUCAACUGUUGAUUGCAGAGACGCAGAGUGUGAUAUAUACUGGGACCAAAUAUUUCAUCUAUGAAGUACUUUUACGAUCGAGUGGUUAAACAUGUGUGUUAAUGCCCUUGAUUUUU
Messenger RNA from Oryza sativa Japonica Group (Japanese rice), 2877 nucleotides. Lineage: Eukaryota; Viridiplantae; Streptophyta; Magnoliopsida; Poales; Poaceae. The record is from RefSeq and is a predicted model, not a curated record.